Clarias gariepinus (North African catfish) is the source of this 2282-nucleotide messenger RNA. RefSeq lists its product as uncharacterized. The record is from RefSeq and is a predicted model, not a curated record. Gene Ontology annotation, biological process: neuron projection development. Lineage: Eukaryota; Metazoa; Chordata; Actinopteri; Siluriformes; Clariidae. The coding region runs from base 297 to 1664 and encodes 455 amino acids. The transcript is spliced from 3 exons. Gene Ontology annotation, cellular component: plasma membrane.
ACUGAGGCAAAAGCUUUCCAGACGGUUGGACCAGGGAAUGUGGGAGGUGUGUAUAUGUGAAGUGUGCAUGUGUGUAAUACAGAAGAGUGGAUGUGGACUUACCUGUGCAAGGGUUUCUCUGCCGGCCAAAACUCUAGACUGAAGAGUGACUUGACAAUCAGAGGGGGUUUCCUUUCACUGUCAUGCUGCAGCACGCUGUCCACCUGUGUGUGUAAUUGAAGUACAAAUGUUGUGUCUAAUCCUAAAGCUCAGCUUGUUCUUAGGCUACUGUAAUCUGAUCAAUUAGUUUUUUCAACAUGGCACACUCUGGAUCUGGACACUACCCCUCUAACAACCAUUUUGGUUUUGCCCAAGCUGAGAUCAAUCAGGAGUGCCCAAUUAUCUCCUUAUCAAGGAGUUCCUCAGACAUGGCCAGUGGUCCUGCUCAGAGACCGGAGCUAGCCUGGUGCCGGCAACAUCUUCGCAAAAGUCUCAGCAGUACAGCCUACCCUCCGAGACCUGCUAGUAGAGGAGGAUCUGUCACAGGCUUGCCUUCUUCUUUAGAUCCUGACGAACAUAGUAUAGCUGUAGGUGGUGUUAAGACCACUCCAGAGAGUGCUAUUUGGUGUGAAAGACCCACACGACCAUGGAGCAUAACCGAGGACUCACAGCAGGUAAACAACGCCAAAUGGUGUGCACCUUGUUCUCCUUCCAUGCACCGGGAUUUAAGGAUGGGCUGUUCAGGGGGAAGGGUGUCAUGUUGUCAGUGCCAUGCAGAGGAAAACCUGAAAGCCUGUAACAAAAUGGUUUAUGGGAUGUUGUCUCCUGCACUAGGCACCAGGCCCUGUCUUAGGAACGCACACAACCUUGCACAACAAGGGAUAAAUGACAGACUUUGUACUCAGAGUUCCUUCAAAGAUGAGCACCACUGUUUACCAACAUGCGGGUCUUCAUGCGUUAAUAAUACACUCAAUGCUGGCUCCUUCAAAAACACUUGCCAUGUUGUGCCCUGUCCUGGACAUUUAUUAUCUCUACCAGCAUGUGCAGGAGGUUCUUGUUUACCUGAAAGGUCAAGAAUCCAUUCACCUUGGCAUGGUUUCCCACCACUGGUGUCCUCUGUCAGUGAGACUGGACUAAACAGUUGGGCUACGGGUCACUGCUAUGGACCUGAAACCUGUGGGAAAAACAUUUCUAGCUUUAGAUUAGACCAAAAUAGACAGUCUGGGUUUGGCCAGCCGGGCGUGAGAGAUGCAUGUAACAUGACAUCUCAAAAGGAUUUCAGAGAAGUUGGUGUGCAAACUAUUUCUACAGAUUCCCUUAUUUCUCCUGUCUCCAAUGCUCUCCCAAAGAUUCUUAUGACAUCUCGUCCAGGUUCAAAUGUAUGUCCAGACGGAGAGGAUGUGGAGACCACAAUAUCUGUAAAGGAGGUGGAGUGGGAUGCAGAGGGAAUGACAUGGGAGGUCUACGGGGCAGCUGUAGACCCAGAAGAGCUUGGCCUGGCCAUCCAGCGUCAUUUAGAGCUUCAGAUCAAAGAAACAGCAGCUGCUGCUGCCCAGAAGCAAACAACUGCAGAUAAUAAUGGUUCCUCAAUGCAACAAAACAAUCGACAGAGGAAGAGCGAAAGUGUGAUACGAUUACUGUGUGGUCCAGCAUGCUGUUCACAUUCCACUGCUGUAGAAGACUGAGGAGAUGAAUGAAAUUGUAAGCUUAUAAGCAUGUAAACUGCCUUCUUUACCUCUUAAGCACUUUUGAAUUAUUAUAAAAGAUGAAACCUAAGCACUUGACAGGGUACAGUAUGUGGGGUCUGUUUGUCCUUUAUAGUUGCUGCUUAUUCAUCAUUUAUUACUUUUGAAGCAGAGAACUAAAAAAUAACUGAAGAAAUACGAAAAGGCAAGAUUCUGGACUACUAUACUCAGGAACAACUUUAAGGCAAUACUUGAAACUAACAUACACAUGUACAUUGUACCUGAAUUAAAUCUAGAUCUGGUAAAUGUACAGUACUUGGAAAAAAUGAGUAAUGCAACUAGUUAUAUACAGUAACAAACUCAAAUUGCUCUUAGCAUUGUUGUAUACUCCUGUAUGUAAAUAUCCAGUACGCCUUUAUUAAAGGCCAUUUUCAGAUUUAUCAUCCAAGUCCACAAUCAAAGUUUACUGCAAAGUACAGAUUAAAAUUUGCUGAUUUAAUUUUGCUAUCUAUUAUACUUACCAUUAUAACUUACCAUUAUAACUAGCAGGUAUAAGUUUAAAUUAUGUACAUACUUUAUUUCAAACCUAACAUAACAUGAAUGACGGUGAUACUAUUU